GUUCCUACAGUCAGUGAGCGGCAACGACGACUCAUUCCACCCACUGCUACCUAACCUGCUGCUGCUGCUGCUGCUGCUGCUGCUCAGGAUGCGACAGCUGGCAGUCCUCGUCGCCGCGGUGGGCCUGGCCGCCGCUGUGCCCAGGGAACGGCGUGAGGCGGAGGAAUAUGCUCCAUGCAAGGACGGCGCGGGGGUGUGUGUGCCCUACUACCUGUGCCAGGACGGCCAGAUCGUGAUGGACGGCGCAGGUAUCAUUGACAUCAGGAUUGGAGACCCCACCAAGAAGAACUCCCAGGAUUGCAUCAGCUACCUGGAUGUGUGUUGCGCUCAGGGUGCGACCAUCGAGUCCACCACCACCACCACCACGACCACCACCACCACAACCACCGAAGCUUCUGCCGUCACCACCGCCGCGCCCUUCCAAGCCUUCUGUGGCAAGAGGAACCCAGGAGGAAUUGAUGUCAGGAUUCAAGGGUUUAAGAACAACCAGGCCCAAUACGCGGAGUUCCCCUGGAUGGCCGCCGUGCUCCACAGGAAAUUCGGAGACAAACCCGUGAAUCUGUACGUGUGCGGCGGCUCGCUCAUCCACCCGUCCAUUGUGCUCACCGCCGCGCACUGUGUCACGCGGUACGGCCACAGCACCGACCUGUACGUGCGUUUGGGCGAAUGGGACACGCAGAAGGAAUAUGAACCGUACCCGCACCAGGACCGCGCCGUGGAUGUCGUUGUGAUCCACCCAGACUUCCAUCCAGGUAACCUCGCUAAUGACUUCGCCCUCCUGCACCUCGCCAAGCCAGCCCAGAUCGCCAAGAACGUUGGGAUUCUUUGCCUCGAGCAGAUCGACUACCUGACCACCAACUACACAUGCGUGGUGGCCGGCUGGGGCAAGGACAAGUUCGGUAAGGAGGGCGUGUACCAGAACGUCCUUAAAACUGUCGAUCUGCCAUACGUGGACCGCGGGAAUUGCCAGAACAGCCUGCGCUACACAAGACUAGGCAAGUACUUCAAGCUUCACGAGUCCUUCCUCUGCGCCGGCGGGGAACCAGGUAAGGACUCAUGCAGCGGCGACGGAGGCUCCCCGCUCAUGUGCCAGAACCCAGACUCCGGCAGCUACGUCCAGGCUGGCAUCGUGGCGUGGGGCAUUGGCUGCGGCACUGGCGGCGUCCCAGGAGUGUACGCUGACGUGUCCUACGCCUUCGACUGGAUCACUACUGAGGCGGAUAAGCUGGUGGGAGAGGACGGUGGUGGUGGUGAUGGUGCUGGUGAUGGCGCAGGUGAUGGUGCUGGUGAUGGCGCUGGUGAUGGUGAUGGAGCUGGUGAUGGUGACGGAGGCGGUGACGGAGGUGAUGACGGAGGUAACAAUAACGGCGGUGGCUCCCAUGGGUAUCGUGGGUGAUAUGUGACGGCCACCAUGACGGAAAGGCACUCGCGUAUCAGCAGGCCAUGACCCAUCUUGCCCAUUUUUUUUUUUUUUUUUUUUGAAUAGGAGAAACUGGCCAACAAAAAAUAAGAAAAGGCCCACUUGAUUGCCAGUUCCCUACCUCCAGCACACCUGCCUCACACCUGCCUGCUUACCUAUGCGAAUCCUAUCCCCAUCCCUACACCUUACACCCCUCACCCCAGACCCUACACCCCAGACUCCUCACCCCAGGCCCGACACCCCAGGACACACCACAACAUAACACCAAUAAAGAAAACGGCCUUGUGGAGACAUCUAAUAAACAAGAUGCCUAAAUUACUGAGAAAAAAGGGGUUGGCGUUUUUAAUCCACUGUAGCUUUGCAUAUUACCUCAUAAAAUAGUACACAAAAUCCA
This is a messenger RNA of Portunus trituberculatus (swimming crab), 1814 nucleotides long. RefSeq names its product phenoloxidase-activating factor 2-like. Gene Ontology annotation, molecular function: serine-type endopeptidase activity. The record is from RefSeq and is a predicted model, not a curated record. The transcript is spliced from 4 exons. Gene Ontology annotation, biological process: proteolysis. Bases 89 to 1396 code for a protein of 435 amino acids. NCBI's taxonomy places the organism in Eukaryota, Metazoa, Arthropoda, Malacostraca, Decapoda, Portunidae.